CAGAUUGCAGUGCUGGGGGGAGGCGGCGAAACCCGUUUAAAAGUGUUGCAGGAUACUGAGAGAAAUCAGCGCUGCUGCAUCCAGCUGCGGGUGUAACUCGGAAGACGCCGUUACUUCACAACGAUUUCUGAGGUGAAAGUUUUGCCAUGGCGGUCUUUUCUGCAUUGUGCAUCUUUAGUCUCUUGGCUUUGGUUCAAGCCCAGUCUCAGUCCCAGCAACCCAAGAUUCAACUCCGCCUUGCGGGUAGUAAACGCAAGCAUUACGAGGGUCGUCUGGAGGUCUCCUACAACAACGAAUGGGGGACUGUCUGUGAUGAUGACUUCUCCAUUGAAGCUGCUCACGUCGCAUGCAGGGAGCUUGGCUUCCUGGGCGCUGUGGCUUGGUCCGCAUCUGCAAAAUUUGGACAAGGAGAAGGACGCAUUUGGCUGGACAAUGUCCAUUGCACGGGAAGAGAGAAAUCUUUAGCUGAAUGUCCCUCAAAUGGCGUAGGGGUGUCAGACUGCCGACACAGCGAGGACGUUGGGGUGAUUUGCAAUCAGAAGCGCAUCCCCGGCCACAGGUUCAUCAAUACCAUGAACAACAAUGUUGAGACUCUCGAAGAACGGGUGGAAGAAAUCCGUAUAAGACCCAUUUCAUCCCACCUCAAGCGCAUACCCGUCACGGAAGGCUACGUGGAGAUUAAGGAACGGGGGAAAUGGAGGCAAAUCUGCGAUGAGGAGUGGACCCCCCUGAACAGCCGAGUUGUCUGUGGAAUGUAUGGAUUCCCCGGAGAGAAAAAAUACAACAACAAAGUCUACAAAUCGCUGUCCAUGCGCAAGAGAAAGAACUACUGGGGUUUCUCGGUGAACUGCACAGGAAAUGAAGCCCACCUGUCCAGCUGUAGGCUGGGCAAACCCUUGGAGCCCAAGCGGAACGGCACAUGUGGACGUGGCCUGCCUGUGGUGGUCAGCUGCGUGCCUGGAAGAGCUUUUGCCCCCUCACCCUCCACCGGCUUCCGCAAGGCUUACAGACCAGAGCAACCCCUGGUUCGUCUGCGUGGAGGUUCCAAUAUUGGUGAAGGAAGAGUGGAGGUGCUGAAGAAUGGAGUCUGGGGAACUGUCUGUGAUGAUAACUGGAACAUGAGGUCUGCCUCGGUCAUGUGUCGUGAACUUGGCUUUGGAAGUGCCAAAGAAGCUCUCACUGGAGCUAAGUUAGGACAAGGAAUGGGUCCCGUCCACAUGAAUGAGGUGGAGUGCUCUGGAUUUGAGAAAUCUCUCACUGACUGUUACUUCAAUAACGAUGCUCUGGGCUGCAGUCAUGAGGAGGAUGCCGCUGUUCGCUGUAAUAUACCUGCCAUGGGUUUCCAGAAGAGGAUACGCCUAAGCGGUGGAAGGAACCCGUAUGAGGGACGUGUGGAGGUUCUGACUGAGAACAACGGCUCUCUGCAUUGGGGAACCGUUUGUAGUGAAAACUGGGGGAUGAUCGAGGCCAUGGUGGUUUGCAGACAGCUGGGUUUAGGCUUCGCCAGCCAUGCGUUUCAGGAGACGUGGUACUGGGCUGGAGAUGCGAGUGCAGAUAAUGUUGUGAUGAGUGGGGUCAGAUGCUCAGGAACUGAGAUGAGUCUUCCUCAGUGUCUUCAUCACGGCAAACACAUCAGCUGUCCCAAAGGAGGAGGCCGCUUCGCUGCUGGGGUCUCCUGCUCUGAUGCGGUUCCUGACCUGGUGCUGAACGCUCAGCUGGUAGAGCAGACCACCUAUCUGGAGGACCGGCCCAUGUACGCUCUACAGUGUGCCAUGGAGGAGAACUGCCUGUCCAGCACUGCCAAAAAGAACGACCACAGCUCCUACCGCCGCCUGCUCCGCUUCUCCUCCCAGAUACACAACGUCGGCCAAUCAGAUUUCAGACCCAAACUGGGUUACCACGCCUGGACCUGGCACGAGUGUCACAGGCAUUAUCACAGCAUAGAGGUUUUUACCCAUUAUGAUCUGCUGAGUCUGAACGGCACCAAGGUGGCAGAGGGUCACAAGGCCAGUUUCUGUCUCGAGGACACUCAGUGUGACGAGGGUAUUCAGAAACGGUAUGCUUGUGCCAACUUUGGUGAACAGGGCAUUACCGUGGGCUGCUGGGAUACUUAUAGACAUGACAUUGAUUGUCAGUGGAUUGAUAUCACAGAUGUCAAACCAGGAGACUACAUUUUCCAGGUGGUGAUCAAUCCUAACUACGACGUAGCCGAAUCGGAUUAUACCAACAACGUUAUGAAGUGCAAGUGCCGCUAUGAUGGAUACAGGAUAUGGACGUACCAAUGUCAAACAGGUGGCUCACGGAGUUCAGACAUGGACGAAUUCCCUGGAAUGAGCAACCAGCUGAACUUCAGAUAGGACGCAGUCAGGAAGGACAAAGGCUCUCGGUGGAGGACGCUGCAGGCUGUUAGACUCUUCAGACACGAUUGACCACUAGAGAGACUCCAGCACUCUGCCCUUUUCAGGCUGAAGUAUAGCACGUUCUUUCACGGUCCUCGCUAUAUCAAACUUGCUUUGAACAGAAAUGAUUUAAAUUCCUGAAAUGUACUGUACCUGCUGCCUUCAUUUUCGGUGCUUGAAAUGCUUGUUUGUUCAAAUCCAUACUGUAACGUUCAAACUAGGAUUUCAAUAUUAAGUUUUCAAUUCUUUCUGCAUUAUAACUUAUUCGCAAAGCCUUUCAUGAACUCGGCCACACUAAUGGCCGCCAAACUUUUGUGGUUUAUUCAUCAAGCAUGUCAAAUAAUUUAUUGUUCAGUCAGGGAUUACAUUUUUGUCAGGUUUUGUGUAUGCAAUGUGAAACUAUAAUUUGUUGCAAUUUUGUGAAGCAUCUACCCUCUGUUUUAUGAGGGUAUCUAUGACCAGUUCAAUGGUUUCCAGAUAUACAGUGUGUUUAUGACUGAACAACACAUUGUUUUCUAUAAUAAAAGCAAUUAAUGUGUGUUA
Puntigrus tetrazona (Sumatra barb) is the source of this 2942-nucleotide messenger RNA. It is a transcript of the gene loxl2a, whose product is annotated as lysyl oxidase-like 2a. The coding region runs from base 147 to 2357 and encodes 736 amino acids. Gene Ontology annotation, molecular function: protein-lysine 6-oxidase activity; copper ion binding. The record is from RefSeq and is a predicted model, not a curated record. The transcript is spliced from 14 exons. Gene Ontology annotation, cellular component: membrane. NCBI's taxonomy places the organism in Eukaryota, Metazoa, Chordata, Actinopteri, Cypriniformes, Cyprinidae. Gene Ontology annotation, biological process: peptidyl-lysine oxidation; sprouting angiogenesis.